AUGAACAUUCGUAUCGAUCGUACGGAUAGUGCGGUUGUGUUGCCCUUCAAUGAAGUUUACAAUGAAAUCCAGAAACAACUAAAACACAACAUCACAUCUAAUACCCAUGUCUUCGAGAUAUUUGACACGGAUUUUAAUGAAUACUGUAUUAUAACGAGUGAUAAUCAUGUGAUUGAAAACCUGUCGCGACUACGGUCGCGACUACGGGUGCGGCCGAAGACAGUGAACAACGAGUCCAUAGGUUUAGGCAUUAAUCGGGACUCAAAUGUUGGCCACAAAUACAGCCAUAAAAUACAGUACGAGAAAAAUGAGCUCAACUUAAAUGAAAACAACUUUAAUAAAUGUGAGGACAGUAUUAAUGAUUACGAGGACAGGGAGGAGACGGAGGGCUCGACUGCCGGUGACAACACAUCCCUAAGUGUCUGCACUAAUAGUGAGAGUAACAGCGAUUCACUGCCGCCACCGGAACCUCAAUCACCGACACCUCCAUUGCCACCAAAAUUGCCACAAAAAAUGCCCGAAAAUGUGAUCAAAGAGUUUAACGCUGAGAAUGGUAUAAAAGUGACCGACAGGGAUGACAACUCCGAUCAGUCCAUCGCACCCGUAGUCAACUCUAGCCUUACCAAAACCAUGGGCGCCAAGAAAUCUCGGUUUUCAUUCACUAAAUUUGUCACAAACGCCGGCUAUUAUGUGAAGCAAUCGCUAGGGCUGUCCACCCGUACCGGUGAUGGUGUGGGCAAUGAGACGGUGGCUGCUGGACAAUUUAAUACAGGGCAACAAAUUGUUACACCUGUAACUGUAGCUACGCCUUCGGUCACAUCAAUACCCUCGCCAUUAGCGCCCGGCUCUCACCCCUCGGCGCCCAUCAACUAUCUGGACGUUGAACUCAAUGCGGAAACAUUUUCCACAACCGGCAGUUCCCCACACAUGCCGUACAUUACAUUCACAGCAUGUGUGGGCACAGUAUGGGUGACUAGAAUUAGGUUUUGUGCUGACGAGUACCGGGCGGUCGUACGGUUAGCACAGAUAUUGAGCGCCAGGGCGUCGGCGAGAGAUCCGGACGUCAUUGUCAGACAAAUGGCCAAAAGUGGUUUCGAUGAUUGGGAUUAUGACAAGUGUUUGAAUUACUUUUACAAUGCACUGCAUUUGUAUAAAACGUGUUUGGCGAACUGUCCGAACCGGGAGACGGCGGCCACCGUUUACCCCCUGUUCAACACAAUGCACUCAUUUGUACCCUAUUUUCUCAUGACUGCCGACGCUUUUGGCGAACUAAACGAAUUGCGGCGAGAAUUUACCGAUAAAUGUGACCAAUCCGGCAAAAAUGAUCUUGCUAAUCACACAAUUAGUACACAAAUAGGCCACCAAUUAAUGGACAACACAACACUUGAGCCCCCGGUUUUGGACAUCAUUCAACCCAAGUAUGCGUCCAUAACCCGCACAACUAGUGAACAGAACCCGAUUGACUAUUUGGCACUACCGGUAACGGGACCGCUGCGAUACGUGCGACCAAAACAACUCCUGGUUCUCUUCAAAGGGACUCACCAUUUGAAUCGCUUCGUCAACACAACGGCACAGAUGGGUAAAAACGAGUAA
Messenger RNA from Medioppia subpectinata, 1593 nucleotides. The record is from the annotation of a GenBank genome assembly. NCBI's taxonomy places the organism in Eukaryota, Metazoa, Arthropoda, Arachnida, Sarcoptiformes, Oppiidae.